AUGCCUUCUUAUAUUAUCACAUGCAAGCCAGACGCAACCGACGACCAGGUUCAGGCCGUCAAGGAUAAGGCCACAGAACAAGGUGGCUCUAUCGGACACGAGUAUUCGUUGAUCAAGGGCUUUUCUGUUACUUUCCCCGAGGACUCGGUUCAUAGCCUGGACUCACACCCACAUGUCGAGAACGUCGAGGCCGACGGUGAAGUGAAGACACAGUAA
Messenger RNA from Penicillium coprophilum, 216 nucleotides. RefSeq lists its product as uncharacterized. Bases 1 to 216 code for a protein of 71 amino acids. Gene Ontology annotation, biological process: vacuole fusion, non-autophagic. NCBI's taxonomy places the organism in Eukaryota, Fungi, Ascomycota, Eurotiomycetes, Eurotiales, Aspergillaceae. The transcript is spliced from 4 exons. The record is from RefSeq and is a predicted model, not a curated record. Gene Ontology annotation, molecular function: endopeptidase inhibitor activity.